CCAUCUUCCCACCAUUCAGUGCGAUCGAGGUGGCGAGUCAUGAGCAGCGGCAACAAUGGCGGGAGGAACGGGGGGCUGGAGCUCAACCUGAACCAAUCGCCUCCGCCGCCCCUGGCCGCAGCAGAGAGGAUGGAUGUGGACGGCGGUCAUGAUGAAGACGUUGACGACUACAGCAACGGCUCGUCGUCGCCUAGCUCGUGUGUGUCGUCGGAUGAUAGCCAUGGCGGCUGGGAGCCGUCGCCUAUGGUGAUCGGAGCGUGCGAGCGGUGCCUCUUGUACUGCAUGGUGACCAAGGAGGAGUAUCCCAUCUGCAUCAACUGCAAGCAGCCCUUCCUUGUGGACGUCCUCCCUGCCGGCGACGACAAGAAGCAUGGCAAGCGCCAGUAAAGGAGGCGAUCGAACUCAGUCGCUGUGCCCAGUGGAUGCUCAUAGCGAUGGUUUAGCUCAGUUUUGGCGCACGGAUCUUGGCGCGGGCUGGGGACUGAAAGCCGUUAGAUUGUCCGGUGGCAAGUACUAGUAGCUUACUAAUAGUAGUUAAUUCCCUUCAUGAUUCAUGGCCCAGUCUGUGUUAAUCAGUGUCUUCGAUAGUUAUUUCCUGUCAUAAGUCAGCGCUUUUAUAUGUAAAAGCCCCUUAAUAAAGGAG
Triticum aestivum (bread wheat) is the source of this 643-nucleotide messenger RNA. Its product is annotated as protein GL2-INTERACTING REPRESSOR 2-like. The coding region runs from base 40 to 387 and encodes 115 amino acids. The transcript is spliced from 2 exons. NCBI's taxonomy places the organism in Eukaryota, Viridiplantae, Streptophyta, Magnoliopsida, Poales, Poaceae. The record is from RefSeq and is a predicted model, not a curated record.